Messenger RNA from Oncorhynchus nerka (sockeye salmon), 4181 nucleotides. RefSeq names its product 3-phosphoinositide-dependent protein kinase 1-like. The record is from RefSeq and is a predicted model, not a curated record. Gene Ontology annotation, molecular function: protein serine/threonine kinase activity; ATP binding. Gene Ontology annotation, biological process: peptidyl-serine phosphorylation; intracellular signal transduction. The transcript is spliced from 14 exons. The coding region runs from base 382 to 2073 and encodes 563 amino acids. NCBI's taxonomy places the organism in Eukaryota, Metazoa, Chordata, Actinopteri, Salmoniformes, Salmonidae.
AUUCUAAAGGCAAAACCUAGAUUAGAGAAAAUCUCUUAAACCUUUCAUCACUACAACCUCGUGAAAGUAACAAACUGACACGUUUUAAUUAUUCACGAAAAAUACACUUUAUAUCCGCGCAGUUAGGCGCGACACGACCGUUAGCCCCGAUGACGUUUUAUUGCGCAUGAGCUAUGCUAGCUAAUGUCGCAAUGACAUCGCCUACACGUUUGAUGAGGGAUUUCUAUUGGAGAAGCAGUUUCUGCAUAUCUUCAUACUGGACCGUCUUUGGUAACAUUGUUGUGGAACGACGUCACAGUUGGAAAAUGAAGGCGCAGAGGCAGCCAUUAUUGGAGGUUCAGUAAUUAUUGUAUUCCAAAUAAAUAAUCGAGGGAAACUUCCAUGGCAAGGGCCACAAGUCAAAUUUAUGAUGUUGUGCCCAUUCAAUCCAGCGUGGUCAUCUGUUCCUGUCCACAUCCACCAAUGGUAAGAAAUCAGCCUGACUCCUGCUCGCCACGUGCCAUCCCAGGCGCAAGUAGCAGCCACUGUACCAGCAUGGAGGGCCCCACCUCAGAGUCCCGGGCUCCGGGAAAACCUGCCAGCCUGGGCGCCGAGCUCCGGGCACAGCAGGCCCCUCAGCCGCGCAAGAAGAGGCCAGAGGACUUCAAAUUCGGGAAGAUACUGGGAGAGGGCUCCUUCUCAACCGUUGUCCUUGCAAGAGAACGUGCAACGGCAAAAGAAUAUGCAAUAAAAAUUUUGGAGAAGCGGUAUAUUAUGAAGGAGAACAAGGCGCAGUACGUGAAAAGAGAACGGGAUGUGAUGUCGAACCUAGAUCAUCCGUUCUUCGUCAAACUGUACUUUACAUUUCAAGAUGAUGAAAAGUUGUAUUUUGGCCUUAGCUAUGCUAAGAAUGGAGAGCUUUUGAAAUAUAUUCGCAAAAUUGGUUCUUUUGAUGAGACCUGCACUAGAUUCUACUCGGCUGAAAUUGUUUGUGCACUAGAAUAUUUGCACGAGAAGGGAAUAAUUCACAGAGACCUUAAACCUGAGAAUAUUUUACUGAGCGAAGACAUGCACAUCCAAAUAACAGACUUUGGAACAGCAAAGCAGUUAUCUUCAGAUGGCAAACAAGCAAGAGCAAACUCCUUUGUAGGAACUGCGCAGUACGUGUCUCCAGAGCUGCUGACAGAGAAAUCGGCCUGCAAGAGCUCUGACCUCUGGGCAUUGGGAUGCAUAAUUUAUCAGCUAGUGGCUGGGCUACCACCCUUCAGAGCUGGAAACGAGUACCUAAUAUUCCAGAAGAUAAUCAAGCUGGAGUAUGAAUUCCCUGAGAAGUUCUUUCCCAAAGCUAAGGAUCUCGUUGAACAGCUUUUGUCGCUGGACCCCUCCAAGAGAAUUGGUUGCGAGGAUAUGGGAGGGUACGAACCCCUGAGGGGACACCCGUUCUUCGAGACCAUCUCUUGGGGAGACCUCCAUGUGCAGACGCCCCCCAAGCUCACUCCAUACCUGCCAGCCAUGUCCGAGGAUGACGAGGACUGCUAUGGAAACUACGAUGACCUCCUGAGCCAGUUUAGCAGCAUGCAGGUGGCCCAGUCCAGCUCGUCCCACUCACUCUCCACGCCCGAUACCAUUCCCCCAGCACCACAGAGGUCCAGCAGCAACAUCGAGCAGUACAUCCAUGACCUGGACAACAACUCGUUUGAGCUGGACCUGCUGUUCUCUGAGGAGGAGAAGCAGCUGCUGCUGGAAAAACAGACCAGUAGGAACCCUUGGCACCAGUUUGUUGAGAAUAAUUUGAUCCUGAAAAUGGGCCCAGUGGAUAAAAGGAAGGGUCUGUUUGCUCGGCGGAGGCAGCUGCUCCUUACUGAAGGGCCACACCUGUACUACGUGGACCCUGUCAACAAAGUCCUGAAGGGGGAGAUCCCCUGGUCCCCCGAGCUGCGCCCAGAGGCCAAGAACUUCAAGACCUUCUUUGUCCACACGCCCAAUCGAACAUACUAUCUGAUGGAUCCCAGUGGAAACGCUGACAAGUGGUGUAAGAAAAUCCAGGAAGUGUGGAGAAAGAUCUACCACAAGCACCAGAAUCCUGGCCUAUAGGAGAGCAGUUACUCCUGCGGCCACUCCUUCCUCCAAGCUCUGAGGCCAAUCGCAGAGUAACAUCCUCUUUAGGGCCCUUCAUCACCGCAAUGUAAACAAACUCUUUUAGAGACGCUGGCAUCUAGACCUUGUUUAUUUUCCUUUUCUGAAAUGAGCAGAACCAAUAGGAAAAAAAAGACCAUGGGAUUCAGGGUUGCUUUGCUUGUUCUUUGUGCUCUGUGUGGCUUUUAAUGAUUUUUUUUUUCAUGUGGAUGAUUACUGCUUCCAUGCACAUCGGCAUUUUAUACAUUCUGCAGGGGUAAGAGAGAGGAUAGGCUUUGUAGAAUGUCACUGGUGUAGGUACCAUUUUAAGACCAUUUCAUUGCAAGGGCUGGUUUCCUUCUUCAACAAUAACAAAACACAAUCCAGCAUUGCUCGUACACUAGAGUUUAUCCCAAUACAGUAUGAUACUCAAAUCCAGAUCCUAAUCCAACAUUGUAUCCCUCUGUAAUUUUACCUGAACUCGACACACGUACUAUAGACUAGUGCCUGGUUCAGUAUCACACUGCAACUAGGCGCUUACCCAAUAAAGUAUAUUUUUGUCAGACCCCCAUUGUCCACAUAGUGUAUAUAUGAAUUGGUUCUCAACGCUCUUGGUACUUACUGUUUGCAGUCCGGUUUGGGUCUGUAUGUUAAUUUUUCAGGGCAGAGCGCUGGUCCCCAAAGUGAGGCAUAGAUAUGAAUAGCACUCAAUUGCUUCAGCGUGGUUCUCCAUACACUGAGACUGUGAGGACAGUCCCUAAUAGUAAACCAUUACAUUGCAAAUAGGGGGGGGGGGGUGAACAUGCCACUAGCGUGUACUCUUAUCACAAGACUCGCUUAGCUUUCCUGCACGGACAUUUUUUAGCAUAGCAUUGUCUGCUUCUCUCCCAGGGCACUGGAGAUAUAGUUUUAUUAAAGCUAAGGUGGGUAUUUUGAUUGCAUUGGCAACUAUAGAUAAUAAUAUUGAAUUAUUUGGCUGUAAUUUACCAUUCACUGGCUAUUUCUUUGUGGUUUGAAUCAUUUUUGUUUUAUUUGGUUGGAUUGAUGGUUAAUCUUCAGUGUGUCCUGUUUAAAACAACAGAAUGCUGACCACCCCAUUAUGAACAUCUUUGGUGAUAAUGAAAGCUUCAAGUGUUACAUCCACAAUACUAUCAUUUCUUGGAAGCAAUCAUAGUACAGCUGUAGUCCCAGGGAAAGUUGUCAGCUUUGCCUCGUUGUGUUAUCAAGGUUCAUUAGGAAUGUCCCUGUCAUUUUUUUACAACAUGACACCUGGCCCAAUAUGUAUCGAUCGAUUUGACUUUUGCUCUUUUUUUUUUUUUUUUAGAGAUGUAUAAUAGUAAUACUUUAAAUUCUGACAUUACGUUAAGGUCCUCUCGAGAGAUAUUCCUCCAGCUCUUAGUCUGUGUGUGCGACUGAAGCAGGUGAAUAAUAGCCUCUGGCUUGGCUGAACUUGCUUGAACAUCAACUAAAGGGUAUCUGAUCCAAAUAAGAUGAAAUUGCUGUAUCUGUCUCUAAAGUAAGGAAACACUAUAGAAAGUGUUUGCUUCUCUUGUUAGAAUUUUUUUUUAAAUCAAGUUGGGCGGCAAGUCGGUUACAUUGUGUAUGUAAUACUCUACCUGGUUUGUAACCGACUAGAACUGUGAUGUACAGACGAUGUAUUAUUGAAAUCUGAAGCAAGUAAUGCAAUGAUAUUAGGAUACAGUUUUUGUAUUUUUAUUCUUGUAUAAGGUUAUUUGAUGGCUAUUGUUUAGCCUCUAGUUCAUUCUGUGUUAUUUAAAUUCUAAUAUAUGAAUCAUAUUUGGAUUGAAGUCAUGUUCAGGGGCCAUGUUGUGUAUGUAUUGAGAUGUAAAGCCUUUGAAUGUGAAUAAUUAUUGUAAACUAUAAUAUUUUACAGCUUUUUUCUUACUAUAUCAUAUACAUUUUCUAUUUGCUCAGUGAUUUAAUCAUAUUUCUGAUAAUUUAAUGAUUCUGUUCAUUCUCUCUGAUUGUUUGUGCGCUAGGUCAGUAGUUGUUGAAUGAUGAAUUUUCCACGUAAUGCUUGGUAGUCCAGUAAUUAAAGCAUGUAGGGAUUUAGGCAUACAAUAAUA